ACCCUUCAGUCCACGGGCCGAUGCUCUAUCCACUGGGCCACACUGGCCAGGGCUGUGGGACACGUUUUAAGUACAUUGUAUCAGUUUAUAAAAAUUAAGAGUUUUCACUUGAAAACAUGACCUAAUUUUUAGCUUCUCACCAGAGACGGGCAGUUCUGACCACUUGAGGCCCGUGUUUCCCCACAGUCAGUUGAGUCCAGCUGCCCCUGUACACGGGGCCCAUUCCCUGUCCCCUCCGGUGUCGCCCUCGGGUUAAACGCUCGCACUGGCCACGCCAGCCCUGGGAGCCCGCCCGGUCCCUGAGGGCAGGGGGGCUUCUGACUCUCACUGUGACCCUCUUGUCAGAGGACAGGCCUGGCUCUGAGUCCGAGGGUCGUGUAAACUGUAGAUGCAUAACAAACCACCCCAGGCCCAGGGCCUUGACAGCAGCCGUUCUGUGGCCCACAGAUCUGCGAGGCAGGAGCGCAGACGGUCUCUGUCCGCACCCUCUCCUGUCUGAGAUCGCUGUGGGUCUGCGGUGGGUGGUUCGGUCUUGCUGGCGGCUCUCACACGUCCUCGCUGUGCCGUCCACAGGGACAUGUAGAAGCCCAGUGGGUGCCAGCGGGACCCGGCUCACAUCCCAGGACGUGCACUCUCUCCUCCUCCCCACUCCUCCUCUUCCUGCGAGCGCUGAGCGGACAACCCAGCUGAUUGGGCCUGUGUGUGAUGUUUCAGGAACCGGUGACCUUCCGGGACGUGGCCGUGGACUUCUCCCCGGAGGAGUGGGGGCGGCUGGGCCCUGCGCAGAGGACGCUGUACCGGGACGUGAUGCUGGAGACCUUCGGGCACCUGCUGUCUGUGGGGCCUGAGCUUCCCAAACCUGAAGUCAUCUCCCAGCUGGAGCGAGGCGCUGAGCUGUGGGUGUUGGAGCGAGGACUCGCCCAGGGCUGCUGUCCAGGUGGGGAUCCCUACGGGGCGCUGCUGGGAAGGAGUGGUGAGCCGGGUCCUCCAGACCAGUGCUCACAGCGAAAGGUUACGGGGAAGGUCCAGAAAGGGGAAAGGGCAGGCGAGGCCAAGUCCAGAGGAAGGCAGGAUCCAGGUCGCUGUCCCCAUGGGCUCCAGGUCACUGUCCCCAUGGGCUCCAGGUCGCCGUCCCCAUGGGCUGAAGGUCGCCGUCCCCAUGGGCUGAAGGUUGCCGUCCCCAUGGGCUGAAGGUCGCUGUCCCCAUGGGCUGAAGGUCACUGCUCCCCUGGUGCUGAGUCUGGUGGUUGCUGCAGCCGCCAGAGAAAAUGGGUCCACCUUCACCUCAGCGCACUAAGCAGGGAGCCCUCCUGGGCCUGGAGGCCUCGGCACUGCAGCUCCCCAGGGUCCCUGAGGUGGGCACCCCACUACCUUGUGGCCUGUGACUCGGGUUUUCUAAAACUGAGCUGCUCGCCUGCCCUGAGCCCCAGGCUGCUGCUCCAGGCUUCCUUCAGCGUCUGCUCCCAGCUCCUGACGGCAGGCUCUCCGUCUGUUGGGGUCACUGCUUGAUCCCCAGCAUCUGAGGUCAGAUAGCAAGUAUUUUAGGCUUUGCAGGCUGCGUGUAGUCUUCCUAUCACCAUGAACAUAACAACUUAAAACAACACACA
Messenger RNA from Myotis brandtii (Brandt's bat), 1607 nucleotides. RefSeq names its product zinc finger protein 8. NCBI's taxonomy places the organism in Eukaryota, Metazoa, Chordata, Mammalia, Chiroptera, Vespertilionidae. The record is from RefSeq and is a predicted model, not a curated record. Gene Ontology annotation, biological process: regulation of DNA-templated transcription. The transcript has 2 exons. The coding region runs from base 706 to 1191 and encodes 161 amino acids.